AUGUGGGUCCCAGCCUAUCGCGAGACAGCAAAUCUUACUGACUUGAGGGUAACAGUACGCUUCAUCGCUCCAAACACCGACGGCGAUGAAGAGGCUGUGGAAGACGAGCCUGAACCAGAGCCCGAGUCGGCAUCUGAAGGCUCUGAUCCGGCCCUUCGGCGAAUGCUGGAUGUAGGCUUUGAGACGAGGAGUCCAGUAGAUCCCCUUUUGCCAUUCCAUCAGAGGACUUCGUCGCAGGCGCUGCACCGAUCAGAUUCAAACGCAUCACAGGAUCUCGGCGGCAUCAUUGACUACCACGCCCAACCUCCAUUUCUUCCUCCUAUUUCCGAUGUCUUGAGUACGACACCAUCGAACCGAGAUGUAAUCAGCGAUGCUCCUUCUCAACCGUACUCAGGCCCGCCUUUCGAAAGAGCGGAUUCAGGUACAUUGUUACGCGGCUCGGUCGAUUGGUCUGUGAUAUCGCCUGGCCACAAGCACAGUUCGCCAUCCUUAUCCCAGAAAAGAAGCCCAAACGACGUCAACCACAUCUCGCCGUUCUCAAAUUCGGCUUUCUCUCCGAAUUCUUCCAUCUCUUUGAGCUGGCCAGUAAAAAAUCCUCACGAGGCACGUCUUUUUCAUCACUACAUCGUGGCCUGCAGUGACUGGAUUGAUGUGUGUGAUUCGAGGCGACAUUUUACCCGCGAGGUUCCCAAACGCGCCGCACAUUUCCCGGUCAUUGUGAAUGCCAUUCUCGGUCUUGCAUCACGACAUCUGUGGCUAGUAGGGAAGCAAGACGAAGAUCGCUCCCAACUCUAUGUCGACCAGUGCCUCCAAUCGCUCAUCGUAGCCUUGGAGGACCCCUUAGCCCACUGGGACGAGAAUUUCCUCGUCGCAGUCAUACUCCUUCGUCUCCACGAGGAAAUAGGGGAAGAUGAUGAACAGUGUCAUCACUUCGGCACUGCACGUAUUCUCAAUUCCAUAUCUUCAUUCGCUGCCGAUGGCGGUUUGCGCGAGUCGGCGAGCUGGGUCUCGCUCCGUCAACACAUCUACGUUUCUCUCACCAAACAACAACCCUUUAAUCUCAGCCUGGACAACUACAAACAUUCCAGUGUGUUUCGCGAAUACGAUGACGAGGCCUGGGCGAAUCGCAUCGUCUACCAAUUCGCACUUAUACUACAACACGUGUUCGAAGAUGCGGAGCAGGCAAAUUCGCUCUCGCGCGAAAGGUGGACCGAGCUCAGUGCAGACACAGACGAAUGGUACAGGACAAAGCCAUGGUCCUUCGCCCCUCUAUACUUCGACCCAAGAGCCGGAGACUCCUUCGAUGGCUCAUGGCCCGAAUUACCUACGCCACAAGGUGUCGUCGCAAUCGGUCUACAAUACUAUCAUCUUUGCAAGAUCCUCCUCACAAUAUACUCACCAAACGCGUCCUUGGUCGGUCUCGCCGGAGUGCGCGCGCGGAAAUCCACAGACGCAGCGAUACGGAAGCACAUCCGUCUUGUCAUCGGCUACGGUGUCAGCAAUAGCCAUUGUAGCAAUGUCAUGUUCCAGGGAAGCCAUAUAUUGAGCGCCUGUGGGGCGUAUAUUAUUGAUAAGGCGGAACAGCAGGCAUGUGUUCAGUACUUGGGCACUUUACAAAGCAUGAUAGGAUGGAGGACGGACAAGGUUGUAGCAGAGGUACGCGAGCAGUGGGCGACAUGA
Didymosphaeria variabile is the source of this 1680-nucleotide messenger RNA. RefSeq lists its product as uncharacterized. Lineage: Eukaryota; Fungi; Ascomycota; Dothideomycetes; Pleosporales; Didymosphaeriaceae. Gene Ontology annotation, molecular function: transcription cis-regulatory region binding; DNA-binding transcription factor activity. Gene Ontology annotation, biological process: positive regulation of transcription by RNA polymerase II. The record is from RefSeq and is a predicted model, not a curated record. The coding region runs from base 1 to 1680 and encodes 559 amino acids. Gene Ontology annotation, cellular component: nucleus. The transcript has a single exon.